This is a messenger RNA of Macroventuria anomochaeta, 937 nucleotides long. RefSeq names its product Cloroperoxidase. The record is from RefSeq and is a predicted model, not a curated record. Lineage: Eukaryota; Fungi; Ascomycota; Dothideomycetes; Pleosporales; Didymellaceae. Gene Ontology annotation, molecular function: peroxidase activity. The coding region runs from base 54 to 869 and encodes 271 amino acids. The transcript has a single exon.
CUGCAUCAUUGACAAACUUCCACUGGAGCACCAAUCUGGGAGGGCCCUUACAGAUGUCUUCUGAAAACACGCCUUUGUUCGCCCAACAUGCCGCCAUAGGAACAUAUGUUCCCGCCGGACCAGGCGACAAACGGAGUCCAUGCCCGAUGAUCAACUCGCUGGCAAAUCAUGGAUACCUCCCACGAAACGGGCAAAACGUCCUCGCACUUGAGAUGAAGGCUGCGAUGGACGAAGCUGGCAUUUCUAAAACUCUCGGAGCCGUCUUUGUCAAUACUGUCUACAACGUACACCAAGAGAAGAGUGAGAAGAACAAAGCUGGGUUCUUGUCGCGCCUGUGGGCCAUCGUCCGCGAUCCUUGGACACUCUUGUCGAGCUUCGGUAUGCGCAGAUCGAAUCAAACAGACAGCCAGGGCAGACCAGUCCUCGACCUGGACCAGCUUGCGCUACCUGGAGCAGUAGAGCACGACAUCUCACUGACACGGAGAGACCACGCACAGAAAGAGGGCAACUGCGGACGGCAGGGGGAUCUUGUGAACGAUCUCUUAGCAUGUUCAGCAGACGGGCGGACAAUCACUAGGGAAGAGCUGGCCGGCUUGCGCAAGCGAAGGAUCGAAAAGCAACGAGAAGAAAACCCUGGCUUGACGUAUGGACCACUCCAACACGAGCUGGCCUGUGGUGAGAUUGCGCUCAUACUGGGAGUAUUUGGUGAUCGGAAGAGUGUCCCAUACGAGUAUCUUGAACCAUUUUUGCGAGAAGAACGACUGCCGCUCCAGGAAGGAUGGAAGAAGAGACGGUGGUGGACUUUGGGGUUGAUCGAGCUGAAGCUCAUUGCGACCAAAGUGAAGGGGCUUGUCGGCGUGCAGAUAUAAAGAGGGAAGCAAUGAUAGUGACAGCAGUAGCGCCACUGGCGAAGAGAAAUCCAUAAUUCCCCGUGACA